This is a messenger RNA of Sphaeramia orbicularis (orbiculate cardinalfish), 7040 nucleotides long. RefSeq names its product KH and NYN domain containing (gene khnyn). The record is from RefSeq and is a predicted model, not a curated record. NCBI's taxonomy places the organism in Eukaryota, Metazoa, Chordata, Actinopteri, Kurtiformes, Apogonidae. The transcript has 9 exons. Gene Ontology annotation, molecular function: mRNA binding; RNA endonuclease activity. Gene Ontology annotation, cellular component: nucleus; cytoplasmic ribonucleoprotein granule. Bases 326 to 3286 code for a protein of 986 amino acids.
UUUUUUUCCUUUAGUUUCGGUUUUGUCUUUGGGCUUUCCACAGUGGGGAUAUUAUGUCCGUGUGUGGCCCCAUCCCCCUUGUUGAUUCGUAGCAGCAGCAGAAAAUUCAUGCGUGAUUUGGGCACAUUUUGUGCGCAUUACGCCAUGACUUGAACUUUGGACCCGAUAAGGCUGCGCGUUGUUGUUGUUUUUUUUUAUGAUUGCGGAAGAGUGAAGCGUCCUCUGGAGCAGACUCCUGGAAACGAAACUUUGAAGACGCACACCGAUCGACCUCAUUUUUUUUGCAGGAUGUUCAACUCUACACCACAUAUGUAAAGAACAAAGGAUGGACACAGAGAGAAGUGAUGGAGGAGGAGGAGAGGCAGAGAUGGAGGAUGAGUUCGCCUGUGCUGGGAUGCUUCGGGGGUCUCUGACAAACCUGCACGGCACCGUGGAGCGAAUAUUUCGGGUGAAGUUUGGGAUCGGUGCUGACGAAUUGCCUCAUGGGAACGACGGGCAGAUAUGGCUGAAACUCAGAGGGUCGAACAACAGUGUAAAAGCUGCUAAAUUGUUUGUGAAAGGCUUCGUGAACCAGGAGGAACAGCAGGAGGUUUCUUAUCCCGAGGUCCUUCUCUGUGUGUUCUGUGGAGCCAGAGGGCUGUUCCUGGACUGCCUGAUAAAAAACACCUCCGCCCAUAUAGUGGUCAGGUCUCCGGGAUUCCUCCUCAUAUCAGGUCUUACCGAGCCCGUUGUGCGAGCCUGCUCCCUUAUAACAGACCUGGUAGAGAGGUAUAAAGGCACUCAGGCAAGACGCUCUGAGGUGGUAGACAGAGGACCAGGGGAGUCCCUUGAUUCACGCCGUGCCUUUAAAACUCUAGUGGAGGACUUGGAGGACCGGCACACUCUGGACCUUCUGGUGUUGCCAGGGCCUGUCAAAGAAAUCCUGUUGGAUUUAGUCAAAGAUUCUGGACUUGGAGAAAGCCCAAACCCUGCCCUAGCAGAGGGAGACACAGGAAGCAGAUUACACGGAGAAGUGGAGGAUAGGUGGGUGAAACCGUACACACUUCCAGAGGAAAACAGAACUAGUGAUGAGUGGGUUGAAGGUAUGACUGCGGGAUCAGGGGAGGACAUCUCUGCCAAGGACUCUUUCUUCAAUGCUCUUUCUGCUUCUUCAAGUGCCAGAGGGAGGGCAGAAGGUGCUGAAGGAAGACACAUACAAUCUCCACAGGAAGUGGGUGAAGAAGGGCAGCCAGAGGAGGGGGGAGCUGUAGGUACAAAGGAGAAAGAAGAAGAACAGGAGCUACAGGUAUCAGGUGUAAACAAGGAGUUCUGGCUCUUGUUGAAGUUCUUCACAGCCAUGGGCUAUUCAGAGGAUGUCGUUAAACGUGUCCUAGCCCGAACAGGACCGAAAGAGGCUUCGCAAAUACUCGACUUAGUUCAACAGGAACAAGAUCGAACUGACAGGGAGCAGAUGCAAGAAGCACUGAAGAAGCAAGAGCAGAAAAAUCUAGAUGGUGUCGGUGAGAGGAAUCGACCCUGUGAGACGGAGCAUAGAGAGGAUGAAGGAGCAGCAGGAACACACAGGGAGGUGAGCAACAUCCAUGAAGGUCUGGGAAAUGGAGCAACAGGAAGCACAGGGCACUUUGAAGGAGAAGGCAGGACAGAGUUAAAAGACAGAGAACACGAGGAAGACUUUGUCCUAGGAGUGUUGAAGAAAGCUGCGGCCAGUUGUGGGUACACGGAACAGAAAGUGACCGAAGUCUACAGCAUGCUGCCCGAUCGAUCCACUCACCAGCUCCUCCUAGAGCUGCAGAAGGAGGGGGGCAGAGAUGUGGACUUUUCUAACGAGGGUCCAAGAGAGAUGGAUGACGUGGUGUUGGAAAAAGAAGGACAGAAAGCUGGACUCUUGGUGGAGGACAAAUCAAGAGAAGAAACUGAGAUUCCAGCGAGGACAUACACGGCUGCAGAAAAGAGAGACGUAGAUAACAAAAAAGGUUUAAAAGAGCCAAAGGUAACUCCACCUGUUGUAGAAGCAGACACAUUUCUGUGGAUUGAUAAGCCCCAGCAGCAGCUGACAAAUCAGUUCAUCCAGCAGCCAAAGAAAAACCUAGCUUUAACAUCAGGAAGUCGACGCCAGCAACCUCUACCUGAUGUCAGAGGGCCACCAAUGUCCACGUAUACCUCAUCCCUUGACACUCCACUUUCCAAUUUCCAGUCCAACAGACAACAUGCCCAUAUAAAACCCCAGCUGACCCACUCUUUAAAGCAAGUGCACCAAGCCUCUCAACCUCCCGUCUCCACCAGGAAUGACUCAUCUCCCACUAGAUCGAGGGAUAGAAGGGGUUUCCUGUCGGCUUCCUCAGUGGUGGUCACAGGGGAGCAGCGAUUCCUGGAGGGUCUGCAGGCGCCCUUUGACCUGCAGCUCACUGACAAACCUGGAGACCCGAAGCUGAGGACGAUCAUCAUUGACGGGAGCAACGUAGCCAUGAGUCAUGGUUUGGGUCAUUUCUUCUCAUGUCGAGGAAUCGCUCUGGCCGUGCAGCAUUUCUGGGAUAGAGGGCAUCGUCAUAUCAGCACUCUGCUGCCACAGUGGAGACAGAAGAGUGACCCCCGCAUUAAAGAGAAACACUAUCUGACCGAGCUGCAGAAGUUGGGUCUGCUCUCCUACACUCCCUCCAGGGAAGUUCAGGGCAAGAGGAUCAGCUCAUAUGACGACAGACUCAUGCUGCAGCUUGCACAGAAGACAGAUGGGGUGAUCGUAACUAACGACAACCUGAGAGACCUGUCAGAUGAAUCUGCUGCUUGGAGGGAUAUCAUCAAAAAGAGACUUCUGCAGUACACAUUUGUCGGGGAUCACUUCAUGGUGCCGGACGAUCCUUUAGGGAGAGGAGGGCCUCACCUGGAUGACUUCUUACGUACGGAGCACAGGACUCCAGAUCCAGGAAACCACUCGUUUGCUGGUGUAGCCACUUCCUUCCCUUCCUCCCAAACACCACGCUCUCAAACAGAGGUCUUGAACUUCCGCGAUCGGACACUGGGUGGUGCUCUAGAUGCAGUGGGUCGUCGGACUAAGCUCGGUGGGGGUUGGGACAUGGGCCACCUGGAUCAAAACCAACAUGGACCUGCAGGUCUGGGCAUGGGCCGCAGUGCCAACAGGAGUCUAGAGCAAACAGCCGACCUCAUAGAGCAGCUGGGUCAGGUUUUCCCAGGUCAGGACAGCAUGGUGACGUUGGUGCUACAGUGUCACCCAACAGAGACGGACAUCAACGUACUGUCUGACCUCAUCUUGGAGCAGCAGAAGGACUAGAAAUGCCUUUAAUUUAGACUUGUCUUAUACUGUGUUUUGCCCUGGAUGGGUUAAGAAUAACUCUGGAUUCCAGCAAAGCCAUUUGAAGCACUGACCAGGAAUUCAUUUUCCUGUUUAGCAACGAUUUUACAUGCUAUCAUAUGAGUUAAACAUCCUGGUGACAGCUGAAUGUAAAACUGAUUAUUUUAGUUUAUCGUCAUCCCCGGGAAAUUCACCCAAACUUUUCCCAUUUCGUCAUGGCAUUUCUUAAAAAAUCUCCUGAAAAGUUCUUUAUCAAGAACGUGACUUACGUGACUCACCUAACUUAAAAUCCUGAAGGUCUACUUCAAAUACUGUCUUAGUCCUGAAUUUUGGCCCUUAGAUUUUACAUUGGUAUGUUUAUUUUAAGUCUCACCAAUUGCUUCUUUUUCUGUGGAUUAUCAGUUGUACUGAGAAACCGCAAGGAUAAUCACCAACGUCCAAGAAAAAAAAUGAGUGGUAGGUGCUUCACUGGGCCAGAAACACAAAAUGUUGAUGUAAAUUAAGGAAUCUGGUGCUCGUCGAAGACAGGAGCUCACUGAAUAAACAUAAAGUUCUGCGCACUUUUAAUCCCUCUGGGCCAAUUACAGUGUAAGAUUCAGUUGAAAGUUACUGGCCUGUAAUGUAGAUUAGUUUGUCUUUGUGUAAAACUUAUUACAUACAUAUUGAUGUGUGAAAGUAGUUACAGCUCCACAAGGCCAUUUGACCUUGAAAAAGUAGGUCAAGGUCACCUCGGCCGAGGGGUAAAAACUAAAAGAGCAAACAAUCAUAAUCAAUGUUCACAAUGUAUGGCCCUGAUGAAGACACUGUAGUCAAAAUGUGAUAAUGAUGACAUCCCUGGAGGUAAUAAAUGAUUUUUAUUUUUGUAUCAGAAGUUGACUUGUUUUUACCAGUUAUAUUUUUAUACUACUUCCGUGAUGAACAUUGAUUAGUCUUUUUUGCUCUUUCAGUUGUCAGCAAAAUCUAUUCAGUAUUUAGCUGUUGCAAAAACUCACAAAUAAUUGGUAAAAAAUCAUUAAGUAUGUUCACUCUUUUUGCAAGCAAAUCUUGAUUUUGCAAAGAAUUAAUCUGUUUCUAUCAUAUUUGCAUAAACAUUUUACAGACAAAAAUGUUUGUAAAUAUACUUAACUAGUGCGCUGACCCAUGAGGAUCCAUGGGUUCUAGAUGUGGUAGUUUUUGUGCUGUCGUGUAUUCUUGCGUGCUGUAUCGCAUUUGUCCAGCAGUCACUGCCAAAGCGUUCUGGCCAUAGCAACGUGAUUGUAAGGCUAUUGUAUUCCAAAAUUACCAGCAUCUUCAAAAAUAUUGGUCCUAUCAACUUGCUGUUUCCCUAACCUCUUCCUUGACCAAAAAUACAUAUGUAUGCUGAACUGCAACAGUCAGCUCUUUCUGGAUUUUGUGUGAAUCCCUGGGGACACACACAGAGGCCACUUAGCUUUUAUAAUAUAGAAGAUGGCAGCUCACUUUGUCCAAGAAUGACUGUUUUAAUGUCCUUAUAACUAUUUAAGGACAAUAAAACCAAGAUUGGUGCAGGUGUAAAAUCUGAAUAUAACACCUUAAAAGAUAAUUUUGACAGAUUUUUACAAUGUAGUGAUUGGAUGAAGCCUGUUGAAUUUGACAAAUCUGAAACCUACUGCAAUGUUUGGGACAAAGCUAUUAGAGUCGGAUAAAACUUAAAGCUGUGAAAGAAAAAUCCACCAGUAACAGUUGCUGUCAGCCAGCAUCAUUCUGUAUUCACAUCAACGGCAUCACCAAAGUCUGGAUCCAGUAGAUGAACGCGUUAUCCUGCAGAAACCCUUGUCAAUAUUAACUGCAGAUUGCAGAUAUUUUAAAGGUGUCAUAUCACUGUAUUGGUUGACUAUUACUUAGGUGUUCCUACACUUGUAACAUUUAGCUAAUACUUGAGAAUGUUAAUAAGAAAUUAGUGAGGUUUUGAACAGAAAUAGUAAUAACAAUGAAACAAAAAAGUUUUUAUUGUAGAGCUUUAGCUUUUGUGCACUAUCCCACAGUAACAUAUUAGCAUUUUUUGUUUGCAGGAAUAUCUGUGAUAUUAAGGGGGAGGUCCAUGGUGAGGUGUAAUGGCAUGACUUUACGCUGUCUUAAGUAUGAUUAAUAUUUCUCUGCACUGUUGGCUGUGAGCUCAAAUGUUGCUGUGCUAGUAAAAAGAGCCGAGGUGACAUUUAGGUGACCUCUCUAACUUUUAAAAGAAAGACAAUCAUAGGGUAAUGACAUUUGCAUCCAUUCUACUGCUUUUUUCUGCCUUUCCAGCCCCCGUGCCUCUUUCCUCCUCCAGCCUGCCACUCACUGUUUUUUCUUAUCUACCUCUGUAUAUUCUCCCUGCAAAACCCAGUGGCUUAUGCUGACCCUGUUCAGGCGAAAAGACCAAAGGACAUCAGGAGAGAAAGGACAAGUGGAAAGAAGUGCUAGUAAAUCCCCCCCCCCCCCCAAAAAAAAAAAAAGACAAAACAAACAAAAAAAACGUGUUUCAGUGCUUAUCAUUUAUCUAAAGUAGUAAAGCUCCAUGUUGGGGAAAAAAAAACUGACACUGCAAUGCAAUUCUUUUUUUUUUUUCUUUUUUUCAAUACAUAUUUAUCUGAAAGAAAUACAUUGAUUCCCACCAGCCUUGAAUAUCUAUUUGCUCACAAACACAUGCAAUUUUUUUUUUAUUUCUUUAGAAUUCACUCAGAUCUCAGAACUCAUUCUACAAAGCUUUGUGGUGCAUUCAGUGAACCUGUUUUUGGUCAUCCUUCCUGUAGCUGAACCCAAACCUUAAAGAUUUUCUCUUUGCAGCUAAAUCUGCCCCUGAAAUUUGUUUCUCGUGUUCAUGUUCAUUUGAAGGUUGUGGUUGACAACAAGCAGUCAUAGGAACAGCUUUGGUUGUUUGAUAAAUCGAUUAAGAAUCAUUGUGUUUGGUUCACUGUGCAUGAAGAGUAAAAAAUGCCACUCAAUAAUAAUACAAUCUAACUCUUCAAUCUGAGUAACUUAUUUUAUAUCAGGCAAACUUGUCUUUAGAUUAAAUGGAGAAUGUUGUCCUUUGGUAUCAAGGUAGCAAGAAAAAUGUGUGGAAUGUGUUAAUUGGCCUUAGUUGACAUUGCUCAUCCAUCAGUGUAACUAUUCCAUGUGUGUACUUUGCAGCUCUAACAUGCAGAUCACCAUCAGUCUUAAAAUUAAUGCAGCUGAGCCAUAAUAUUAAUCGUGCAGACAUUUUAAGCACAAUUCUAAAUUAUGCUUUAAAGUUUAAGAAAAUGAAUGUGAUUUACAGGCAGACAAAAUUUUAUUUAGAAUGAAAAAGAGCAAUAAAAUACCUUAAAAAUCUGCCUGUGUUAAAAAACCACUGUAGCAGAAAUUAAAUGUGAACUAAACUGAGGUGAAAUGUAGAUCCAGUAGUUGUGAGACUUAAUUUUAUUUUGCCAAAAUAAUACUGGACCACAUUCUGUUCUGUUCUUUAUAUUGGCUUUUAUGUACUUUUGAUGCAGGUUGGAUGCUGUAUUUCUGUAGGUUUCUGCUCUUGUUUACAUUAAGUGAGUCUCGACAAAACUGAGAACAAACUAAAAGAAUGAAGUGAGUGGGGGCUGAUAAGUUGUUGCUGCCAGGUCACAUGACGCCCACGUUGCUCUUCAGUCGACCACUUAAAAGCAUUCUGUAAUAUUUAAGAAAUAUGAAAUAGGAUUGUGUGUGUAUAUUUUAAGACUUUGAUGCUGAAUUCUGUCAUACUUUCAUUAAAUCUAUUUGGAAUUUU